CAUUGAACUUUCAAGUUCAUAGUUAUACGCUUCGAGGCCAGGCUUUUGAGCGACAGUUAGAUGGUUCGACUGCAUCCGCCAGCGCGCGUGCUGCGAGCACGAGGGCUGCAGCUUGAGCAGGGUGGUCCAUGGGCCUGGACCAAGUGGGCAGGCGCCAGUGGCCAGGCUGCACUUGCCGCGCCAUGUGCCAGCACAGAGGAUGCCACAGGCAGCGACAGCAGUAGCACUGCCGAGGCGCCUGCUCAGCGCGGCUGCACAGGCUCGCCGCCAGCUUGCCCGCCAGCAGCCUGGGGUCAGCAGGCAUCGCUGCUAGGCCACCGGCCAUACCACGCCUGUCGUACUAGCACAUGGACCGUACCGGUGGGGCGUGGGGCGUGCGGCUGCGCUGAGGCCGGCGCUGGCAUUUGGGCCCGCCCGGGGCCCGCCUGCAGCGCCCCCGCCGGCGAUGCGUGCGCCAACCAGCCGCUGCUCCUCAGACCCGUCAGCAUUGCAACUGCUACUGCUACUGCUACUGCCACUGCCACAGCUACAGCUGCGUCUGGCGCCGCCAUUGGCAUCACCUCCAGCUGGGCUGCCGCAACGGCUGCCUCUGCCGCAGCUGUCACUGGCAGCGGCCGCAGAGCUCCGGAGAGCUCGCCCGGGGCUGCUGCUGGUGCUGGAGCCCGAGCUCGUGACGGUGCGGGUGCCGUCGGGCACACAGCAGUCGCCGCGUGGUGGCGGACUCGCCGCAUCGGAGGCCAUGCGCCGCCAUUGGCGCUCGGGCUACAUCGCGGGCUUGCGACGACACGGGAACGUGCCGGGAAUGGUGGCGCACGCUCGGGUGUUGGCGGCGGCGGCAUGGGCUCGCAGCCUGGCCGCGGCUUUGCCACCAGACCCGGCUCUGGCGCCGGCACGGCCGCUGGCACGGCCGCUGGCGGCGCUGCCGACGCGCAGGCGAAGCCACUGCCGUUGCGCUCGGCUCUGCGGGCGCUGUACAGGCGCGUGCACCCGGACCUGUUCCACGACAGCGCCACAGCCAAGGCCGAGAAUGAGCGCUCGCUCAAGCUGUUGCAUGAGUACCUGGCGCUAGCCCGCGGUGGCGACGGCCGCUCGCCGGCGGCCCGGCUGCCGUACCGGUUCGUGUUCUACAUGCGGGAGGCGCCCUCAGGGCCUUCGGAAGCGGGGGAGCCGGAGGCCGCGGCAGCCGGGCCGGCGACGCCACCGCUGCGGCCACGCGCCGGCGAGACGGGGCCACCGCCGCAGUCAAUGCGACCGGCCGGCGGCGGCGCCGCCACACCCCCAGCUCCGGGGGCCCCACCAGCGGCACCAUCAGGCACGACUGGGGCGGCGGCGGCAUCGGCAUCGGCAUCGGCAUCGGCAUCGGCAGCAGGAGCUGCAUCGGCAGCAGCAGCAGCAGCAGCAGCAGCAGCAGGGACAGGGACAGGGACAGGCGCAGGCGCAGGGACAGGCGCAGGCGCUGGCGCUGGCGCAGGCGCUGGUGUUGGUAGCGGGGAAGUGGGGGGAGCAGGGCCGGUAAGAGGGGCAGCCGGCGGGGUCCAGCGCCGGAGCCCGGAGGCGGCUGGGGUCGACACGGCGGCCGGCACGGGCCACCUGCACAAGGUGGAACUCACACUGCCGCCGCCAGCCAUCACCACAGCGGACAGCCGCACCCUGGCCGGCCCCACACGCAAGGCGCUGGUUAAGCUGCUGGCGGCGUGCGGCGUGGCCACCACUGGGCACGACGGGGCCGAGGGCGGCGAAGGCGUUGGAGGCGGCGAGGGCGGCGAGGACGGUGGCGGGCCGCUCAGCCUGGCUGCGUUCCUACCGGAGGCCGUGGAGGCGCUGAGACAGGCGGAGGCGGCGCGGCCGUCAGACCCCGCAGUGCGAGUGGCCAACCUGCGAGGCGCCCUGCGGCUGCACCACCAGGUGAUGGUCAGCUUUGCCAACAAGCUGAUGCCGCCUGCCAAGCAGGUGGCGCUGCUGGAGCGGCUGGCCGUGGUGGUGGACGCCGUGGCCCGCAGUGCGCGUGUGCGGCUGGGCGGCUGCCACAUCGUCAUCGGCGACAGGCUGGGUCUGGACCGGCUGGGUCACCUGUGUGUGGCGGCAGACGAGGAUGACGCCGCCUGGCGCGCCUUCCUGACAGGCGUGGACCUGGGCUUCGUGGCGCAGCAGCGCAAGACCGUGCAGGCCAUCCGUACACUGGAGUCCAAAGUGGCCAAAGCGGUUGGCCUGGCCCAGGUCUACACGCAGUACGGCAACCUAGCCGAGCCGUCGUACAGGACGUUUCUGGAGCGGUUGGCGGCGCUGGCGGCGGCGCGCGGCCCGGCGGGCGGUGGCGGCUUCCAACCGCUGUCGUUGUGCGUGUUGCCGCCCGUGCCCCAGAUACAGGGCCAGCCGCGCGAGCCUGACUUCAAGCUGGACAGCAACGUGCCUGGGGUCGUACAGGCUUCCUCCGCGGCUGAGGCUGACGCCUUCUAUGACUGGCUGGAGGGCCGCGGCACCUCCAGUAGCGGUGGCGGUGGCGGCGGCGGCGGCGCUGCACUGACCGCACUUCGCGCCCGCCAGCACGAGGACGCGGGGCUGGCGGAGCUGACUGAGCGGGUCCGCAACCGCCUACGGUUGCGCAGCCUCACACGCGACGGCCGGGUGGCGCCGGGGCACUACCGUCGCGCCUGCGGGCUGAUGCUGGAGCAGGCGGCGGCGCUGGGUGCGUUGCUGGAGGGAGCCACAGUGCGGGUGGCAUUUGCAAACCGCCUCGCGCCGGAUGGGUCGGCAAUUGAAAUUGCCUGGAACUGCGAGCUGUGAUGCUGAAGUGAUGCGGAGCGGCUGUGACAGGCAGGGCCUAGAACAGGUGUGAUGUGGGCGUGUGAGAGCCUAGGGGAAGAGGGGAGAAUGUGUCCAGGUGGGUGGUUGC
Chlamydomonas reinhardtii is the source of this 2893-nucleotide messenger RNA. RefSeq lists its product as uncharacterized. The transcript is spliced from 13 exons. Lineage: Eukaryota; Viridiplantae; Chlorophyta; Chlorophyceae; Chlamydomonadales; Chlamydomonadaceae. The record is from RefSeq and is a predicted model, not a curated record. The coding region runs from base 61 to 2784 and encodes 907 amino acids. Gene Ontology annotation, cellular component: mitochondrion.